Triplophysa rosa is the source of this 2955-nucleotide messenger RNA. It is a transcript of the gene sox10, whose product is annotated as SRY-box transcription factor 10. NCBI's taxonomy places the organism in Eukaryota, Metazoa, Chordata, Actinopteri, Cypriniformes, Nemacheilidae. Gene Ontology annotation, cellular component: nucleus. Gene Ontology annotation, biological process: peripheral nervous system development; enteric nervous system development; morphogenesis of an epithelium. Gene Ontology annotation, molecular function: RNA polymerase II cis-regulatory region sequence-specific DNA binding; DNA-binding transcription factor activity, RNA polymerase II-specific. Bases 265 to 1734 code for a protein of 489 amino acids. The record is from RefSeq and is a predicted model, not a curated record. The transcript has 4 exons.
GGCUCUUUAAGCCCCGGCGCGCGACACAGAGGGGCAUUCAGAGCGCGAGCGAGGGGGCAGGAACCGACGGACGGACUCUCGCGCUGGGCGGGCGACCUGCUUUAGUGCAGUCUUUGUGAAGCACAUCUUCAUCCCGAGGAAGGCAGCGAAUGGGUUCCUUUUGACAGAACCAGGAGCGAGUGGAAAAAGUGCUAGAGUCCCAUUGGAGAACAGAAACCUACAGAGAACCUUCCCGACACCCGUGAGCGCAGCGCGAGAGGAGCGAUGUCGGCGGAGGAACACAGUUUGUCUGAGGUGGAGAUGAGUCCCGGGGUGUCCGAAGACGGUCACUCCAUGUCCCCCGGGCACUCGUCGGGCGCCCCCGGAGGGGCGGACUCCCCGUUGUCCGGUCAGGCGUCUCAGAUGUCGGGCGAGGAGGCGGCGGGCGUCUCCGCGAGCGUCUCGGUGAAGUCGGACGAAGAUGACGACCGUUUUCCCAUCGGCAUCCGCGAGGCGGUCAGCCAGGUGCUGAACGGAUACGACUGGACUCUCGUGCCCAUGCCCGUGCGCGUGAACUCGGGCAGUAAGAACAAGCCGCACGUGAAGCGGCCGAUGAACGCGUUCAUGGUGUGGGCGCAGGCCGCGCGCCGGAAACUGGCGGAUCAAUAUCCGCACCUGCACAACGCCGAGCUCAGCAAAACUCUCGGCAAACUCUGGAGACUCCUGAACGAGUCGGAUAAGAGGCCUUUCAUCGAAGAGGCCGAGCGUUUGAGGAAACAGCAUAAGAAGGAUUAUCCCGAGUACAAAUAUCAGCCACGUCGACGCAAGAACGGCAAACUAGGAACCGGGGCUGAGGGCGACGGCCACUCCGAGGGCGAGGUCAGUCACAGCCAAUCACAUUACAAGAGUCUGCACCUGGAGGUGGCACACAGCGGGGCGGCGGGGUCACCGCUGGGCGACGGGCAUCACCCUCACGCUACAGGUCAGAAUCACAGCCCUCCGACACCCCCCACCACCCCGAAAACAGAACUGCAGGGGGGUAAAUCUGGGGAAGGGAAGCGUGAGGGCGGGGCCGGGGGAUCCAGGGGCGGUCUGGGGGUGGGAGCAGACGGAAGCUCCUCCUCUGCGUCGGGCAGCGGCAAACCUCACAUUGACUUUGGUAACGUGGACAUUGGUGAGAUCAGUCAUGAUGUGAUGGCCAACAUGGAGCCGUUUGAUGUGAACGAGUUUGACCAGUACUUGCCCCCCAACGGUCACCCCGGCGUGGCACAGGCCACGGGCGGCGCAGGCUCGGGAUCCUCGGCCUCCCCGUACGCGUACGGCAUCUCGUCGGCCCUGGCGGCCGCCAGCGGGCACUCGAGCGCGUGGCUCUCCAAACAGCAGCUGUCGUCCCAGCAGCACCUGGGCUCAGAUGUAGGGAAAACUCAGAUAAAGAGCGAGGCUCAUUUCUCCAGCGAGGCGGCGUCUGCGGCGAGUGGAUCUCACGUCACCUACACGCCUCUCAGCCUGCCGCACUACAGCUCCGCCUUCCCCUCGCUGGCGUCCCGAGCCCAGUUCGAUUACGCCGAGCACCAGGCGUCCGGCUCGUACUACGCUCACUCCGGUCAGACCUCCGGCCUUUACUCCGCCUUCUCUUACAUGGGCCCAUCCCAGAGGCCUCUGUACACGGCCAUCCCUGACCCCGGAUCAGUGCCGCAGUCACACAGCCCGACACACUGGGAGCAGCCCGUCUACACCACACUGUCACGACCGUGACACACGCACAAACACACACACAACGGUUUCAGUCCUGUUUGAUAUCCAGUAGCUGAUCGUGUGCUUCAUGAACACCAUGAGAAAUAUUCACCUGCACUACAAUCUACAGCAUUCUGAGGGGCGUGUGGACAUCUGCAGGGAAAUAUCAUGACAAACCCAUCAGUACAGAGAUCUGCUCUUACUCUCCUGACACAAAUGAUGUGUAAUGAGCCCAAUAUGACCAAAGUAAGAGACCAAAACACUAAAACCAGAAGAAAUAGUGAGUUUCUCCAUUAACAGAAACAGAAACUUCAACCCAACAUCCACACACAUGACAGAGAUCUGAUAAUAUUACCUGUACAUCUGCGUUUUUAUAUUUGUAUGAAUGAAUAAUCUCUUUUAUUAACCAAAAUAAGGCCAUAUUGUUUUUUGUCACAUUAAUAAUGACGUGUUUGCGUUUCUGUAAUCUGUUUUAUUGACGUUACUCUUGUGAUUUUGUUGCCAUAACUCCACUGAACUCCGUCUUCACCACUGUGUCGAGUUUCUUCACGAUAUUGUCAGUUUGUGUAAAUUUCACGGAUGAACACUAGAUGAAUUUACCGUGCUGAACACAGACGCAAGAGACGCGACGCUGUCAUGACGUAACGACGCGUUUCUCAUCACGUCGAACGAUCGUAGGUUUACGAUUUAAAACAGCGUGGCUGUAAAUCACAGGAAACUUUUUUCAGGACGCGAAACUAUUAUCUGCGAAGUCUAAAUUCUUAUGUGAUUUUUUUAAAAUGUUUUUUUUAACGUAUUUUGUGGAAAUAACAGUUUAUAAAUACUGAAAUGUAGAGAAUGCAUCAAUUCACAUUUCUGUUCUGAACACGUGACAACGACAAACGUUUUCCACCCGACUACAAAUAAAACUCGAUAUAAUUUUGUACAAGUUACAAAACGGUCUGUUAUUGUACACAAUGUUUCAUUAUUUUUUCCCCCUUCGAUGUAGACUUAUUUUGUUAUUUUACUAUUAAAAAGCAAAAACUCGAUUUAGAGCCUACAUCUUACAGUAGGUGUUCUUGUUAUAUAUUACAGAAUAUUAUUUAUAUUUGUUGUUUUGUUCGUUUUCUAUCAGUAGCGUUUUAUUCUGAUGUUGUUGUUGUUGUGUAAUGUUGUGGUUGGUACGUGUUGUUGUUUUUCAGUGUAAAUAGAAGAGAGCAAUGACUAACCUCCCUCACCCUAAAUAAAGCUCAAGUCAUACAA